Clupea harengus (Atlantic herring) is the source of this 2832-nucleotide messenger RNA. It is a transcript of the gene spata18, whose product is annotated as spermatogenesis associated 18. Gene Ontology annotation, biological process: mitochondrial protein catabolic process; mitophagy by internal vacuole formation. Lineage: Eukaryota; Metazoa; Chordata; Actinopteri; Clupeiformes; Clupeidae. Gene Ontology annotation, cellular component: mitochondrial outer membrane. The record is from RefSeq and is a predicted model, not a curated record.
CGUCAACACCUGAGCUGGCGCAGGUGAACUGUCACAAUGGAGCUGCUAAGCAUCUGCAGAGGGUUCAGUUAGCUUUUUUAAGAAUACAAGGUCUUGGCUGUUUCGCUCUUGCCCAUUAAACUUCGGCGUUGCUACAACUGAUGGAGCUCGGCGUCCCUAGCAUCGAGGGAACGUCAAGGGCAGGAACUUUUCUUUUCUUAUUUUACGACGUGUAACCUAUAAAUACGGAGCGCGCGCCUGUCAGGGGCGCACUCGCGCCGGAUUAACAAAGUCCUGUUGCAGCAAGGGGACGGCCAGGAAACCUUUUGCUGGAUUAGGAGUGAAUAAAACGACAUGGCAGACAGUCUACGGAGGCUGGUGAACUCAUCAUCCUUCAGUCUUCUGCAACAGAAAUUAGAGUCGUGGUACAAAGACUAUCAUGUGAUCUCGUGCGACCAAAACCUGAAUCGUUGCUGUGAGCUGGUGGAGCUCACUUCCAAAAUCCAGGGCCAACUCUUCACUAUACUCAGCCAAACAGCAAGAGAGGGUGGGCAUUAUGCAGGCGUGGAUACUCUCAAAACUCGGCUGCUGCCUUGGCUCGGCACCUGUUUUACCAUGGGAUCAUCCUCCUUCUCCCCGGACACUAGCCUUAAUCUCAUUCAGGACUCUGUGGAGAAGGACAGGAAGAUCCGUCAGCUGUCCGCCUCCCUCGAGAACGAGAAGCAGAAGAUGGAGACGGAGCUGUGCUCCACCCGCUUUGAACUGGGCUCCGUCAAACAGGAGCUGUUUGAUGCCCAGCUAACGCUGGACGACACCAAGAAUAAAUCAGCCACCACCCUGCUGGCCACGGAGGAUGAGAUCCUCCAGCUGAGAGCAGAGCUGCGUUCAGCUCAUGAUCAGGUAGAGCUGUACAGGAGGAAGCUGGACACGUUCGAUGACUAUGACAGGCAGGUGCGUAUGCUGAGAGACGAGGUGUCCAUCCUGACGGCCGAGAAGACAGUGCUGCGGGAGAGGCUGGUGAGGAGUCGUUCCCCAAGUCCUCCACCCCGCCGCAGUCGCGCCAGCAGCCCGUUGAGGAGCGAGUCUCCCACCCGCGCCCAGCUCACCAACUCGGCCCGCCACGCCCGGCUGGUGUCGCGCUUUAGCGACCUGUACGCCACCGAGCGGCUGGAGGCCCAGAGCCUGCUGCGCCGCUACAUCGACGACCUGGAGACCGUCCAGAGGAUCAUCUUCAUCGCCGCUGUGGAGUCGUUCCAGGCAGCGAAGCUAGCGUUCCGGCAGUUCAAGCUGCGCGUGCGAAAGACCCUGGCCCCCUCCCAUAUGGGCCCUGACACCCUUGAAGAUGUAGUGAUGGAUUAUAUUGUCAGAAACCUUGACCUCUAUGACGUCCAAACAAGCGUCAAUGAUGUGAUCAACUCUAUGAACGUGAACCCGCGCAUCUCCUUCCCUGCGGAGGUGGACUUUGUGCUGAUCAGCAGCUUCAUCAGGGAAACGUGCAGGAUAGCCUUCGCCAUGCAGACCCUGGACCCACCGCUGGACCUAGCCUUCAGUACUGACGGAGAACUGUACAACGACAUCAAGUAUCGGCGCAGUUAUGACUCAGAGUUCACCGCUCCUCUCGUGGUUUACCAUGUGUGGCCGUCUCUGAUAGAGGACGACACCGUCAUCGUGAAGGGGGAGGCCGUGACCAGGAGAGGCGCUCUGUGGAGGAACAGAAGCAGGAGCACCAGCCCCGUGCGCUCUCGUUCCGGAAGCCCCACACGCACGCUUAGGUUUAGCCAUAACCGUAGUCUCUCGUCUGGACGUCUUACAGUCAGUCGGCUGUAAAAAUCGAAACUUGAUCUCCAAGCUCCUGCCCUUUCCCUUUACACAGACAGAUACACUUUAUCAUCUCGUGGAAGAUACUAAAGAAAUCUCCAUUCGGCUUGAAACGGCUCUUGUGUGUGUUCUUGUUUUAUAGAUUUUUUUAAGAAAUCAGAUCGUAGCAAACAAUGUACUAAUUAUCUUCAUAGUUUAGCUAAAGUAAACUUGAAUGUACUUUAAAUUGAUCAGGAUUCUCAUCCCGUGGUGAGGUGCAUAAUAUAACAAACUUUUCAGGGUGCUAUAGAUUAUUAGUGUGCAUGCAAGCGUUUAUCAUUUUUUAAUCAUCUUUGAGUGUAGUUUAUACACAGUGUUAAUAUCCUGGCAUGGUGCUUCAAAUUGUGUUUUACGGUCAAUUUUACAGUUUUGUUUUUAGUUAAGUAAAACCUGCACAGUAGUACUUUUCUGAAAUCAGAUGUAGUAUGGUUGGUAGGACGUCAAAUAGCAGUUCACAUGCAUUGAUAGUAAAUCGGUCUUUUCUCUCAAUAACGUAAGAAUGUGUAUAACCUCAGAUUCAGUUGUUUUGGGUUUCAGAGUUGUAAUGGCCAUUGGUGCUAAAGUUACUGUACACAACAUGUUACUUGGUUAGGUCACCACUUUAUUUCAUUUUCUGUGUAAAACCAAACUUUGUGAGCUUGAAUGAUGAAUUGUUUAGCUGACUGAGAAAAUAGCUUUUGUUGAUUUGUGUAGUGUUAGAACAUGUAAUAUGGCUGCAUUAGUCUAACAACAAUAUCGAUUAUGGAGCUGGGAAAACAUUUUGUGGAAAAUCUGAAAAAAAAAAGGUUUUCUACAAUUAAUGAAUUCAUAAUAGUCUAGACAGUUUCAGUUCAUGAUACAAGAAUAAAUGCUGUUUACAGUUUUGUUUCCAGUGCUAUGACAGCAGAGAUGGUAUUGAUUUCAGACAUAAUUAUUACCUUUGAUAUUGUCAAUUAUUGUGCCUUUGUUUCAACAAUUGUGAUGACCACUAUUAAUAAAGCUAGUUUUUAAACUUAA